UAGAGAGAGAGAGAGAGAGAGAGAGAGAGAGAUGGCAGAGACUGGAUAUUGCUGGAUGUCAGCAAGAAACAUGAGCCCCAUCAGCAGUAGAAGAAGUCCAUACUCAGUCCAUUACAUGCUACGCCCAACCUCCAAAAUCAGAGCUUCUAUCAGAAGAAAUGAUUUCUCACUGAUAACCACGAAAAAGACUAGUACUAGUCAUAAUAAGGCAGCUUCACGACCUCUAAUCACCAUAUCAAAUGGAAGAUGGGAUGACAAAUGGAGCCGUCACUACACUUUCUCUCUUCAACAACUUCACCUGGACGACUUGGUUGAAGACGGCCAUGAGGAUGAUGCACAGGUCUCCAUCAACCUAUGCAUUCACAAGCACGCGAGCUUUGGCCUCUCGGUGGAAGGAAGGAUCGUCACAUCUUUCACCAGAAAAUGUAGAAACUGCUCUUCCCCAUACUGCAGAGAGAUUGAUGCAAACUUCAAUGUUUGGGUUCUUCCAUCAAGCAGACGCAGCAGCUCAACUCAGCUACCUGAAAUCGGUGGCGAUGAUCCAUCAGUGAUAUAUGUGAGACCAGGAUAUGAAGCUGCUGAACUUGAUUCACUUGUGCAAGACACACUUAGGCUCAAAGCCUCAGUAAAAGACACUUGCUCAGAGUCAUGUGAGAAAUCUGAACCUAAGUUGGAGUAUAUUGGUCAACAGAAAGCUGCUUCUAUUGAUAGAAGGUGGUCAAGACUAUUGGAGCUAAGGAAUUCAUGUCAAUAAUAAUAAUUGUUAAACAUUCCAAUAUUUCCUUAGGUGUGCAUGGUAGGGUGUUGAUAAAAUAAGUUAGCCUUAGUAUACCAAACCGUCGUCAUUAAUUACAUAUUUGAACAUAGAAUUAGCAGACAGUUUUUUUCCUUUCAGAGUCGAGCUUAUGUUUUCAGAAUUGCAGAGCCAAGCACUUAACAGUUGAACCAAGAAGUUGACAGAUUCAAUCUCGACAGGAUUUAUUCAAUUAAGCUUCUCUUUCUCGAUUUUCUGCAA
This is a messenger RNA of Cornus florida, 1015 nucleotides long. RefSeq names its product large ribosomal RNA subunit accumulation protein YCED homolog 2, chloroplastic. The record is from RefSeq and is a predicted model, not a curated record. Bases 32 to 754 code for a protein of 240 amino acids. Lineage: Eukaryota; Viridiplantae; Streptophyta; Magnoliopsida; Cornales; Cornaceae. The transcript has 7 exons.